GUGUACUUUCAUUUUAUUCACUUUUUCGCCUCUCAUUGUUCAUUUUCAGGACAAAUUGAAAACCCAUUUCUCCCCUUCCAUAAACCCUCAAUUUCUCCAUUUCAAAUUCAUCCGAAAUGGGAGAAAUCAAACGUAAAAGAGGCCGAAAAGCCAAAGAUUCCAAGCCGGAGGCCCUAGAUUUUCCUCCCCCCACCACUGCUACUGCCACCGUCGCCAUGGAUGACGUUUUUUCAGUUAGCAACGUCGAGCUUAUGGAACCAGCAUCCACUUCUAAGCACCAUCAGAACCGCCGUGGGAGACCUAAGAAGCUUUCCAAGCAUGUCGAUAAUCCCGACAAGUUCCCGCAAUUGUCUCCGUCUAGACGUGGCCCUCGCGCUGUCGAAAAUGGCGAAUUUGCAGCUUCCGGCGAUGCCUUGCCGUCUUCUAUCGUUUCGGAAAGGGUGCAACCGGAAUGGCCAGGCAUGGCGAGAGUCAUGCCGGCCAUGGACGCUGUGGUUAAGGUGUUUUGUGUCCACACGGAGCCCAAUUUUUCUCUUCCUUGGCAGAGAAAGAGGCAAUAUAGUUCGAGUAGUAGUGGAUUUGUGAUUGGUGGAAGGAGGGUUCUCACGAAUGCGCAUUCCGUCGAGCAUUAUACCCAGGUUAAGCUUAAGAAGCGUGGUUCAGAUACGAAGUAUUUGGCGACCGUACUUGCAAUCGGGACUGAAUGCGACAUCGCAAUGCUUACUGUUGAUGACGAUGAGUUUUGGGUGGGAGUUUCGCCGGUGGAAUUUGGGGAGUUACCUGCACUGCAAGAUGCAGUAACUGUUGUUGGUUAUCCAAUUGGAGGUGAUACAAUUUCUGUCACAAGUGGGGUUGUAUCGCGGAUAGAAAUCCUUUCUUAUGUGCACGGGUCAACCGAGCUUCUCGGUCUACAGAUAGAUGCUGCUAUAAACUCUGGUAAUUCUGGUGGGCCUGCCUUUAAUGAUAAAGGCAACUGUGUAGGCAUUGCAUUUCAGUCACUCAAGCAUGAAGAUGCAGAAAACAUAGGUUAUGUCAUACCAACACCAGUUAUCUUGCAUUUUAUUCGGGACUACGAGAAGAAUGGAGCAUACACAGGCUUUCCAAUUCUUGGUCUUGAGUGGCAGAAAAUGGAAAAUCCUGAUCUUCGUGAGGCUAUGGGUAUGAAGCAAGAUCAGAAAGGUGUCCGUAUUAGGCGUAUCGAUCCUACCGGCCCAGAAUCCAAAGUUUUGAAGCCAGCAGAUAUUAUUCUCAGCUUUGAUGGGGUCGAUAUUGCAAAUGAUGGAACAGUUCCUUUCAGGCAUGGUGAGCGUAUAGGAUUUAGUUACCUUGUCUCUCAGAAAUAUACUGGUGAUAGUGCAACGAUAAAAGUUCUGCGCAACUCUGAGACACUUAGUUUUAACUACCAGCUUGCAACUUAUAGAAGGCUCAUUCCGGCACACAAUGAAGGCAGACCCCCUUCUUAUUACAUUGUAGCAGGAUUUGUUUUUUCCACUGUAUCUGUUCCUUAUCUUCGUUCUGAGUAUGGAAAGGAUUAUGAAUAUGAAGCUCCAGUCAAACUCUUGGACAAACUAUUGCAUUCAAUGCCCCAAUCACCAGAUGAGCAGCUAGUGGUGGUUUCCCAGGUACUUGUGGCUGAUAUCAACAUUGGGUAUGAAGACAUCGUUAACACCCAGGUCCUUGCUUUCAAUGGUAAACCUGUGAAGAACCUCAAGAGCUUGGCUAACAUGGUCGAAAGUUGCGACGAUGAAUUUUUAAAGUUCGAUUUAGAAUAUCAACAGAUAGUUGUCCUCCGCACAAGUACAGCCAAAGCAGCCACUUCAGAUAUUCUGGCCACACAUUGCAUACCCUCAGCUAUGUCUAACGAUCUCAAGACCUAACUUCAGAUUGAAAUUUUUUUAGGUAUACGUGUAGUUUAUUGUACUCGUCUACCGCCCUGCUGAGUAUGUGAAGGUUCUGAAAGGUUUCAUUUGAAGUGUGUGUAUGCUUUCCUUCUUCAUGACGUUGGGUUUAAUACGAAUGGUAGGAGGUAGAUUUUCAAAAGGAUUAGAAUGAAAGAUAGAAUCGAUCAAGAGUUAAAAACUGCAUUGUAUUGACUUCUCAGCUCUUGGAAGUUUUGAUUAAAUGAUAUUGGUAGUUGGUUAGGUGGAUUUGAUGAC
Messenger RNA from Cucumis sativus (cucumber), 2156 nucleotides. Its product is annotated as protease Do-like 9. Lineage: Eukaryota; Viridiplantae; Streptophyta; Magnoliopsida; Cucurbitales; Cucurbitaceae. Gene Ontology annotation, biological process: proteolysis. The coding region runs from base 117 to 1877 and encodes 586 amino acids. The transcript has 9 exons. The record is from RefSeq and is a predicted model, not a curated record. Gene Ontology annotation, molecular function: protein binding; serine-type endopeptidase activity.